AUGAAAUAAUAUCAUGAAUUUGAUACUAGUUUGACUCCUAUUCAAAGAUUGAUUUUAUUUCAUGAUGGUUCCAUGACUAAAUUUUUAGAAUUGUAUUUCGCUUAAAAUGUUUAAACAUAACUUCUUAAAGAAUCCUCAUUAUUUUAUGAUGAUUAUUUAUAUGAUUGGAAAUAAUUCAUUCCAGAUGCUCAAAUCUAAAGAGAAGUUAUUUUAAACAAUUAAACUUAAGGUAAUCUUAUAUAUGCUAGAUCUUUAUGGACAAAAAUCAAUUAUGAUAAAAUCAUGUAAACUAAUAAACAUAAUGCUAUCGGUAAAAAUCUAUAAAAUAAAUAAAUAUCAUAAAGAAGACAAAUCCUUAUUGCUUGUUAAACUAAAUUACCAAAAUCAAGUAAUCUACCAACACAAGAUGUUUUAAGUAGAGCAUAUCUAAUUUAUUAAGAAGAUUAAUUACUUAUGUAUAUAGAAGAAUAUAUGUUAUUUUGA
Messenger RNA from Paramecium sonneborni, 483 nucleotides. The record is from the annotation of a GenBank genome assembly. NCBI's taxonomy places the organism in Eukaryota, Ciliophora, Oligohymenophorea, Peniculida, Parameciidae.